AAUCGAAACGCGUCUGUUUCAAAGUAACCGACUCACCUGAAACUACCGAGACUGCAGCACCCCAGCAAAGAUGGCUGAUGACCGUGUAGCCAUCUUAACCGACGAUGAAGAGGAGCUGAAGAGAAGACACCUCGACCGUUUUGACCGCCUGUCGCUUGAGAUUCAGUCAGAUCAGCCUUCGCAAUCAUCUGUGGACAAUGUAACUAAUGAUGCAGCACCAACUCCAUCCCCACAACAUGACAUGAGCUGCUGUGAACGAUUGUUCCUACGGGUCAACCCCUACCUUCUUGUGUCAAAAGUGUUUUAUUUGUUCUUCUAUGCUGCUUAUGGUUCCCUCCAUCCCCUUCUUGCUUUGUACUACAAGCAGCUGGGGAUGAAUCCCACCCAAAGUGGUCUCCUAGUGGGAAUCCGUUAUUUCAUUGAGUUCUGUAGCGCCCCUUUUUGGGGCAUUAUUGCAGAUCGUUUCAGGAAAGGUAAAGCAGUCUUAUUGUUCUCAAUGUUAUGCUGGCUCCUCUUCAAUUCUGGGAUUGGAAUUGUGCAACCAGCAGACAUGACGUGUAAAGAAGAGAACCUCCCGACGACCACAACCAUGGUACCGACUGUCCAGACUACCACAUCUAAUGAGACAUUCUACCUUAACACCAGUUCCAUCCCGACAACAAACCAGAUGAGACGCCGCAGGGAUCUGAUUGGACACUACCCUUGGCGAACCAUCCUUUCCCACAGCUCUGAACACAGAUUCAAACGGGAUUCCAACUUAAGUUUCACUGUUGCACCUGUUGAAUUUGCUAACACAACACAAUCUGACCAAAACACCACAAGCCUUGAGCUAAGCACAUCUGUCUCAGCAUCCACCCCCAAUGCCACGUCCGGCAGCACUACUCAAAGUACUACGACCAAACCAAACCAAACACCUGAAUAUAACAUGGACCAGGUUCACGCCAUUUUCCUGCUGAUUCUGCUCAUCAUCAUCAUUGGCGAGUUUUUCAGUGCUCCAGCCAUUACUAUCGUAGAUACGGUGACACUGCAGUACCUUGGUUCACAUCGUGACCGCUACGGUCUCCAGCGAAUGUGGGGAUCUCUAGGAUGGGGUAUCGCCAUGCUCUGCGUAGGUAUCUGGAUUGACCACACUAGCACUGACCUUGUCAUCGGCAGCAUGGAAUGCUCAAUGGAAAAUUACAAGAACUACAAUAUUGCCUUCAUCGUGUUCGGCGUAUUAAUGGGAAUCGCUUUGAUUAUUGCUACUCAGUUUAAGUUUGAUGUUCAGCACCAAGACAGGAGCGAAGGAACCGAGGUUGGCAACCAGCAGCAAAAUGCCCAACAUAGAGGUUCCCCUGGGACGGAGAAUUCCGAGACCCCAACAAUCGUCCAAGUUGAGGAGUUUCACUUCUGGGACUUGAUGCGACUGCUGUGCGGUGUACAGUACGGCACCGUGUUGUUCGUGGCCUGGUUCAUGGGCUUCGGCUAUGGAUUUGUUUUCACUUUCCUUUACUGGCAUUUACAGGACCUGACAGGAACCACAACUCUGUUUGGUGUUUGUUCUGUCCUGAGUCAUGUGUCGGAGCUUGCUGCCUAUUUCACCAGCCAUAAAUUCAUCGAACUGGUAGGACACAUCAGAGUUUUGUACAUCGGCCUGGCCUGUAACACAGCACGCUACCUCUAUAUCUCGUAUCUGAAGAAUGCCUGGACUGUGCUGCCAAUGGAAGUGCUGCAAGGCAUAACACAUGCGUCUGUAUGGGCGGCGUGUAUCUCAUAUUUGAGUGCGGCUGUACCUCGACUUCGGACACGUGCUCAAGUGCAUACCUGCCAGGAGGACAAGAUGCUAGCAGAGAACAUUCCUAUCCCAUUCAGUCCAGUUCCCAUAGCAACCAUUGACCUGGUUCAGAACACAACAGACGCGGCCGCACCUGCUCGACCUGAACCCAAACUUCCAGCUCGGAAAACACGGCACCAGGAAGAGCAGGAGGAUCUGAACAAGCCCGCUUGGGUUCCCUCCGGGUCUCCGUGGGUUUCAGUCGCUCUCCUGUUCUACCAAAUCAAAGAGAUGGUCAUCAUAGCAAAGACCCAUGUUGAGGUCCAGCACCUUCAGGUAACGCAGAAGAAACUAAGAGGACGAUGGUGAUGAAUAAUGUGAAUAUGUAUCUUAAUGUCGUCAAAAUAGUACUAUGUUGUUGUGUGUUUUCUCUCUCUUUUUCAUGCAUUCUGUGGCAGGAAGGUGAGAACACAUCAAUUUAGUUAAAAAUGAAAAACAGAAUAUCUGAAACCGCCACAAAUAAAAGUAUUCAAACUCAGAGCAAUUUCCGCCCUCAUUUAACAGAGUUUGGCACAUAGAGUACAAAAUAUUAUAAUCUGACUAUUUUAUUUAGAGAGUUGGUUGAUUUGUCAUUGUUCAGAUGCUGAUUAAUUCAGGCAACUAAACAUUUUGUCCGAUAACAAAAGUU
Messenger RNA from Cyprinus carpio (common carp), 2441 nucleotides. Its product is annotated as major facilitator superfamily domain-containing protein 6-A-like. Gene Ontology annotation, biological process: antigen processing and presentation of exogenous peptide antigen via MHC class I. Lineage: Eukaryota; Metazoa; Chordata; Actinopteri; Cypriniformes; Cyprinidae. Gene Ontology annotation, cellular component: plasma membrane. The record is from RefSeq and is a predicted model, not a curated record.